Penicillium atrosanguineum is the source of this 711-nucleotide messenger RNA. Its product is annotated as putative haloalkanoic acid dehalogenase. The record is from RefSeq and is a predicted model, not a curated record. NCBI's taxonomy places the organism in Eukaryota, Fungi, Ascomycota, Eurotiomycetes, Eurotiales, Aspergillaceae. The coding region runs from base 1 to 711 and encodes 236 amino acids. The transcript has a single exon.
AUGUCUCGACUAUCAGACUACCGUCUUCUGUGCUUCGAUGUAUACGGCACUCUCAUCGACUGGGAAGGUGGCAUCCUCGCCGCCUUGCAGCCGAUACUGGCGCGCACCAAUGCCCAUUUCUCGCCUGAGGAGCUCCUCAGAGUCUAUCACGAGUUUGAAAGUGAGCAGCAGCGUCUGACCCCAGACAUGCCCUACUCGCAGCUCCUCUCAGCUAUCCAUCCCCGUCUGGCCGAGCGCCUUGGCCUGGAUAUACCUAGCGAGGAAGAAAGCAGACAGUUCGGCGAAUCGGUGGGCAGCUGGCCUGCCUUCCCAGAUACAGUGGACGCACUCAAACGCCUCUCGAAGCACUACAAGCUCGUGGUCCUCUCGAACGUCGACCGGGCCUCUUUUGCACAAUCCAAUGCGGGCAGUCUACAAGCCUUCCCCUUCGAUCUGAUCAUCACGGCACAAGAUAUCGGCUCGUACAAGCCAGACCGGCGCAACUUCGAACAUAUGAUAAGGGCCGUGCAGGCCGACUUUGGCGUUGAGCCGAGCCAGAUCCUGCAGACAGCGCAGAGCCAGUUUCAUGAUCAUCAGCCUGCACGGAAGGUGGGGAUCAAGAGCGUGUGGAUUGAGAGGCCCGGGGCCAUCAUGGGGAACCAAGAUGAUCCCAUCUUUGAUUGGCACUUCGACACACUGGGGGAGAUGGCAAGUGCGCUGGAACAAGAAUGA